This is a messenger RNA of Telopea speciosissima, 647 nucleotides long. Its product is annotated as NADH dehydrogenase [ubiquinone] 1 beta subcomplex subunit 10-B-like. The coding region runs from base 42 to 350 and encodes 102 amino acids. The record is from RefSeq and is a predicted model, not a curated record. The transcript is spliced from 4 exons. NCBI's taxonomy places the organism in Eukaryota, Viridiplantae, Streptophyta, Magnoliopsida, Proteales, Proteaceae.
AAUUAUAGCAUCUUAAGAACCAGUUUCAGAGAGAGAAAGAGAUGGUUCGGAAGGGAGGAGUAGUGUUCGACGAAAGUCCUCCAGAUGACUUCGACCCAGCUAAUCCAUACAAGGAUCCGGUGGCGAUGCUGGAGAUGAGGGAGCACCUGGUGAGAGAGAAGUGGAUCGAUAUCGAGACAGCAAAGAUAUUGCGUGAGAAGGUGAAGUGGUGCUACCGCGUCGAAGGCAUCAACCAUCUCCAGAAGUGCCGUCACCUCGUUACCCAGUAUCUUGAGUCUACCCGAGGCAUUGGUUGGGGCAAAGACGGACGCCCCCCUGACCUUCACGGUCCCAAGGACUUGUUUGAUUGAUUCUACUUGUCUUUGAGGUGACUGAAAUCGCGAGGAAAUUACCCAAGUUUGAUAAGAAAACUCCAUUCUCCAUCCGGUUGCGCUGCCAAAUUUGAUAAAAGGACUUCAAUUAUCUGUUACCUUAUUAAACUGUUGGUUCUAUUUUUUUCCAUUUCUUUCAUUUUACAUGCAAAGUUUGUUAUUUUGGUUUUCAACUUGUAGCAUGUCCACUGGUUGUCUUCCAGGAUCCUCCGUUGUGGAUUGUGAUAGUGGAUGACAGAACUUCAGAUGAUGAAAUAAGUUUCUUCUGGCUCACUA